Messenger RNA from Hemiscyllium ocellatum (epaulette shark), 2271 nucleotides. RefSeq names its product serine racemase-like. The record is from RefSeq and is a predicted model, not a curated record. The transcript has 7 exons. Gene Ontology annotation, molecular function: ATP binding; L-serine ammonia-lyase activity; serine racemase activity. Lineage: Eukaryota; Metazoa; Chordata; Chondrichthyes; Orectolobiformes; Hemiscylliidae. The coding region runs from base 852 to 1844 and encodes 330 amino acids. Gene Ontology annotation, biological process: D-serine biosynthetic process; L-serine metabolic process; pyruvate biosynthetic process.
GUUACCAGGGAGACGCCGGGGCCUAGCCGACCCUUUGAGACCUGUCCUGAGGAAUCUCAGAUCCCCUUUCUGACCUCGACCCUCUUUCAGGUCAAAUCCAAGUGCUGCUUUUACAGCGGGACCUAGGGUGCAGAGAGUAUGAUUGUUCCCCAACUGUCAUUGUAAAAAUAAGAAGCAGCUAUUCGGCAAAGGGGGCAUCACUUACCUCAGUUUCCUCCAUCCCCACUUUUUGCACUCCCAGUAGCUAUCAUCAAUCCCAUAGUAUUCCCAUAGACUCAUCCCUCCAGAGCCCUGACAGAAAGAUUUGCAACACAGAAAGGGGACAUUGUGCCCAUCUUGUUUGUCCCUAACAUCUGUAAAAGAGACAUCUGGUCUCAUUCCCAUCUUCCAGCUCUUGGUCCAAAUGGUACAAGUGCAUAUCCAAUUUUUUCUCUCUCUGGUGCAAUGAGGCACUUACUAUCUUUUCACAUAUCAUGUUUCAGACCCCAAUCACCUUUUGAAUAAAAAGAUUUACCCAUGACAUCCACUAACUCCACCUCCUCCCUUGUAAAAAAAGCUUUCUGUUGCUUCCUUUAAAUCUGUGCCUCAUUUUACAUUUUUUGUCAGGGGUAGAUGGAUAUCUUGAACCCUCGUGAUUCCAUGCACCUUGAUUUGAUCUUACCUGUUGCAAAGAAAUGAAAUCCUGAUCUCACCUCCUGGUUACAAUAUGUCAUUUUGACAAAGAUCUUGCUCUGCUCUCUCUCCUAACGUGAUCACAUCCUGCAUGGCAUUUGCAUGUGGUCUCAACUGCUGUUUAGUACAGUAGUUUCCUGUUUACAAAUUCAGUUUCUUGCUGUGGCAUUGUGGUAGCCAUGCAGUCUCAGCACUGUGUUUCCCUGGCUAGUAUACAGAAGGCUCACAGGGUCAUCCAUGACCUUGUCCACCAGACUCCAGUCCUCACCAACUCCACCCUCGACAAGCGGGCUGAAAGGAAGAUCUUCCUCAAGUGUGAGCUUUUCCAAAGAACAGGAUCAUUCAAGAUCCGAGGAGCCCUGAAUGCAGUGGCCAGCCUCAGCGAGAAGAGGCAAAAUGGCGAGGAAGUUCGAGCCGUGGUGACUCACAGUAGUGGAAAUCAUGGACAGGCACUUGCCUUGGCUGCUCAAAUGCAAGGGAUCCCCUCAUAUGUGGUUGUGCCCCGAAAUGCCCCGGCGUGCAAAAAGGCUGCCAUACUGGAGUAUGGCGCGCACAUUGUGGAAUGUGAGCCCAGCGACCAGUCAAGAAUGGAAACCGUGUCCAAGGUCAUAGCGGAGACCCAGGGGAUUCAAAUCCACUCUAACCAAGAUCCCCUUGUGAUUGCUGGUCAAGGCACCAUUGGACUGGAGAUCUUGCAACAAGUCCCAGAUCUACAGGCUGUGGUGGUUCCAGUUGGUGGUGGAGGAAUGGUCUCUGGAAUUGCAGUCGCCAUCAAGACUCAACGUCCACAGGUCAAAAUUUAUGCAGCAGAACCGGAGAAGGCAGAUGACUGUUAUCAGUCCAAGCAGCGUGGCUGCCUGACCCCCAACACCUACCCUCCUGUGACAAUCGCUGAUGGAGUGAAGACUAGCAUCGGCGAGAAGACUUGGCCCAUCAUCAGGGACCUGGUGGAUGAUGUCUUCACCGUCAGUGAGGAGGAGAUUAAGCGGGCUACACGGCUGAUGUGGGAGCGGGCAAAGCUGGUGAUUGAGCCCACCGCAGGUGUCGGGGUCGCAGUGGUACUCUCCCCCCGGUUUCGAGACCUCCCCGGCAAUCUCCGCAACGUCUGUGUGGUGCUGUGUGGAGGCAACGUGGACUUGGACUCUCUUGAGUGGCUGAAGGUCACUGAGUGAAACGUUUUUGACCUCUUGAUGAAGCCAAAUGAUGGGUGGGUGGGCGUGUGUGUGAGAGAGAGAUAACAGUCAGAAAAUUGAAGGGGAAACUAAGAUAAUAAUCAAUGGCUCAAAGAUAUGAAUUGUAUAAUAAUGAUGGUUAAUGAUAUGCAGGAAGUGAGAAUGUGGGUAUAACCAGUGUGCUAAUGUAACUCAUGAGCAUCACAAGUGCUGGAGAGCAUUAUUCCCCCCUCCAAAAUUACAUUUUAAUUUCAUUUUCUUUGGCUUGCUUCAAAGUUUUAUUUUUUGUACGAAAAGCCCCUAUAAGGGCCUGUCACUCCGCAACAUUAUUAACUGGUUUUAAUUGAAACUUUAAAAAAAAAUGUCAGAAGAGUUUCUGAAACUGAGUUAGGAGGUGUUUGCUUGUCAUCUCUCACUCUGUAAAUAA